Galendromus occidentalis (western predatory mite) is the source of this 1522-nucleotide messenger RNA. RefSeq lists its product as uncharacterized. Lineage: Eukaryota; Metazoa; Arthropoda; Arachnida; Mesostigmata; Phytoseiidae. The transcript has 4 exons. The coding region runs from base 263 to 1522 and encodes 419 amino acids. The record is from RefSeq and is a predicted model, not a curated record.
GAACGACCAAAGAGAACCUGGGACCGUACGGAUAUACGUACACUCGUACAUGUCCCUCGUGCCAACUCUUCCAGGGUAUCGGGCACCGUCACACAAUGUCUUAGUGCCAGUGGUCACGCACUAUGAUGGAUCCUUGAUUCAGAAAUUGAGCCAUGUUCGUCGUUGAUCUCGGCUUGAUCUUGUCGCUGUUUUUCAUCGCUCUCUAUGUCUACUUUUUCUUCAUAUAUGAGUAGGAGUGGAAACCAGCGUUCGGAAGAUCGUGAUGUCAAAUAUUAUGAAGUUACCAGAAUGUGUGAAAUUCAACCCGACUGUUUGGAACUCGACGCCGUUCACCGAAAAUUUUCUCUACGAGAUUCCUGGCAGGAGGAAUUAUGUACUCGAAGACGACGACUGCAAAAUUGCGCUGAUCAAUCUCUUCACCUGUCUCGAUAUGUGUACAAUAGGAUCACGGCUCCACAUGUCCCUCAGGCCGCUUAUCUCACCACUGGUUGCCUUACUUGCUACGAACAUACGAGAUUCGGAACGAGUGCCUCUAGUGGAAUCUUCAAAAGAAGAGGAAUUCGCGCACGACCCCAUCGCGUAUCGAAAAUUUGAGAGACCAAUUUCGAAGUGGAACGAAGUCUCAGAAGAAAUCCGUAAUGCGAUUCGAAGCGUGGAAAAUUUUGAAGUGAUCGCCCCCUCGAUCGCGUGGGCCAUCGUGCGCUUCUUCGGAGCUGGAAUCGCAAUCACAGACACAGUCGAGCUCGAGCUCGAACGCUGGACGCGGAGUGGACUUUCCAUACCGUUUCCCCGAGGCUGUGUUGCCUUUCUCCACAAGACACUCCCCCAGUUGAAAGAUUUCUCCCUCAUGCCUGAAGAUAUAACUUCUUUGGUGAAAGCCGUUGCUGUCUUCUACAAGAGUCACGCUACGGAGCCUGAAAACUCCGAAAACGUCUCAAUCAAGAAGCAGCUAUCGAUUUUCACGAGAUGUCUCAUCGCGGAAGGUCUCGGGCCGUGGAUUCCCUUUGACGAAAUCGCUUCUGGAAAUCCACUCCGACAAUCAGCGCUGAUGGCGGCCUUACAGAGUUUCAGCGAAAAUCCGGAACUGGUUCAGAGUGUCGCGAAUUUGUCCCGCUUCCAUGAAAAUAUGGCCAAGCGAUUCGAUGGCUUCCAAAUACAGAGUCAUCAUGUUUACUCGGUGUACAGGAGUCAGAUGUUAGCUUACAUGAAUAAUAGACACGGUGGGAACUCCAAGCUGACCGCUGAAAUCUACAAGGUAAAGAAUGCUCUAUUCCGGGCGCGCAGUUUCGAGACGUUGGACGGGGAGCUCCGUGAUAGUGAUAAGGAUCCUGCUUUGGGUAGAGCCGAUGCUCUUCUUGUGGCUAAAAAUUAUCUUGAGUCUCUGCCUCUAGACGACAGACUCAGCUACUUCGAGGCUGCAGAGAACGCGUCCCACCUGGGGCAAGAGGCCAGUACGCGUCUCGAUUUCCGAGAUUCGCCCCGACCUCGACAAGAGGUCGAGGGCAGGGUAGUUGUUCAUUGA